GUUUUGUGCUGUGUAAACAGCAGAAGCUACGACAUGGUUAAGAAAUUACUUGUUGGACGGCUGCAUCGAAUUUAAGAGAGGUGUUGGCUGAAUUUGAUGAGGUACAGCGAGAGCCGGGUGAAGAAACAGGGGGCGAAGAAAGCCCCGUGCUUUGGUGCGGCUGCCCAAAGAGAAGAUGCCUCCUUCAGUAGAAGCAGAGGGUGGUGGUGCUCUCUGAGCUUCCUGGCAUGGAUCUGAACGAGGAUUACAAGUCACCCUUUGAUUUCAAUACAGGAGUGGACAGAAACUACCUUUACCUGUCACCUGGCAUAAACCUGACUCCACCUGAGUCACCUACGCUGACCAAGUCUGGGCUGCUGAGAACUGAUUCUAUACCUGAGGUUGGAGAGGAUGCUGCUGCUACAGUUGGCAUGUCAGAAACUCUCUCUGAAGAAGAACAGAAUGAGCUGAGAAAGGAGCUUGCCAAGGUGGAAGAGGAAAUCCAAACACUCUCACAAGUGCUUGCUGCCAAAGAGAAGCAUCUAGCAGAAAUCAAGAGAAAGCUGGGAAUUAACUCAUUACAGGAACUAAAGCAGAAUAUCACCAAAAGCUGGCAAGAUGUUACAUCAACUGCAGCAUACAAGAAAACAUCAGAAACCCUGUCUCAGGCAGGUCAGAAGGCUUCUGCUGCAUUUUCCUCUGUUGGUUCAGUCAUAACGAAGAAGUUUGAAGAUGUCAAACUACAGGCAUUUUCACAUUCCUUUAGUAUACGCUCCAUACAACAUUCAAUUAGCAUGCCUAUUAUGAGAAAUUCUCCUACUUUCAAAUCUUUUGAGGAAAAAGUUGAAACCUUAAAGUCUAAAGUUGGAGGAAGCAAACCUGCCAGCGGAGACUUUGGAGAAGUUCUGAACUCAGCUGCCAAUGCCAGUGCCACAGAAACGAUUGCAGAAGAGACACAGGAGGAGACCCACUGAGAUUCCUGCCUCUAUCCUGCUCCCCACUGCCAGUUGCUGCAAGCAAGAACCAAGCACACUUGUAACAUUCUUUGUGCUCUUUCCACCAGAUGUGCUUUUAUUUAGCACGUAGUUGUUUUACCAGAUUAACUGAUAACAAGCUUGUUGUGGGUUCAGAUUAUUUUUGAAACUAAAAUAUGUUGGUUGUUUGGGGUUUUGUGUGGGGAGGGGAAUUUUUAUGCCUUUCAAGCAUUUAAAGGACUUAUCCCUUAUUUGAAGGCAACCUUAAAAAAUAUAGCAAUGAAAAACUAUUUGAAGAAGUUAAUUAUACUGUACAUACAUGUGGAUACAUAAUUCUUUCUGAAUCUGUAACUACUGUUCAAUUUAGCCAUUUUGAAUCUAUGCUGCUGCCAAACUGAACCUUGCUACUUCACACCCUUGUCAUUAUUUCAGUUAAGUGUUGCCUCCAUGGGACACCGGACUUAGAGGGGCACUCCCAGCUUAAAGAAAGGCCUUCAGCAGGCUUAAGAUUUGUCCGUGAGUUAUCCAACUAGGAAGGCUCUGACUAUUAGAAGCAAGUUGCCUAUUAGUGCUGGUUUAGUUCAGCUAUGAUGAUGCUGUCAACAUUGCAUUUUGUCCUAAAUAAUGGGGAAGAUGUACUGUUCUGAACUUUUGAUCAGUUGUGAAUCAUCUUAAUUCACAGAGUGGUCUCCCAUUUAUACCUACAAAAAUGUGAGGAUGAGCUUGGGGUGAAAGUUGUUCUGUUAGGCAUCAAAUUGUUUUCACGUGCUAAUGUUGUUUUCCCUGUAGCCCAGCCAUUGAUAAAAUCUGUUUGUUUGUUUGUUUUUCUGUAGCUGUGAAGGACCUGUAGCGUCCUGCUCUUGUUAACACCUAAAAGCAGUGCCCAGUGUUGUGCUGCAGCACAGCCCUCCUUCCAGGGCUGCUCUCCUGCCUGUUGCUUUAUGCCCUUGUUCUCUUCAGAUUCUGUUUUCUGUUUCUGACACAAGAUGUGGGUAAGAUCACAAUUAUUGGCGAAUGUUUUUAUCGCCACACUUAGAACUGGAACCAAGCUUUGAAACGGUGGUGUGUGAUCUGUGCUCCUUCAACUGCUGCAGAUGUAUAGAAGAAAAAAGGUUCCCCACGCCUUUAUUAGCACGUCAGCUGCAGUGUAUAUAUGCUCAAUUACAUGUCCGAAAUUCAAUAAAACCAAUGUGUGAGCCA
This is a messenger RNA of Lagopus muta (rock ptarmigan), 2153 nucleotides long. It is a transcript of the gene TPD52, whose product is annotated as tumor protein D52. The record is from RefSeq and is a predicted model, not a curated record. Gene Ontology annotation, biological process: B cell differentiation. Gene Ontology annotation, cellular component: mitochondrial small ribosomal subunit; cytoplasm. The coding region runs from base 228 to 953 and encodes 241 amino acids. NCBI's taxonomy places the organism in Eukaryota, Metazoa, Chordata, Aves, Galliformes, Phasianidae. The transcript is spliced from 8 exons.